CAUUUGGCAGUAUUCUGCAGAACUGCUUGAUGUGUGGAAAUCCUCCCACCCUCCCUAUCCCUGACCUUGCAUUUGGUGAUCAGAAGCGGCAGUAGCAUUCAGAGUAUAGUGUACAAUGUAAAUGAAAACAGUAGGCAGAGAGGGAAGUUUACAUGGGAAUGAUCUGGUUCUCCCAAGUGGGCUCAAGAUCUGGACCUCAAACCUCUAAAGGGAAUUGAGUAAUUACCAGGUGAUCCGGGGACUCUGGGAACAUUAGAGCAAAUACUCUGUCUGCUUCCCUGGGAGACUGCAAAUCUCUUAGGAGCCCUGUAUCUGAUAACUGGUGUUUUUAUAAGAAGAGAAGACAGAGAAAGACACAGGGAAGAAGGCUAUGUGAAGGUCAAGGUGGAGAUUAGAGUGUUGCUGCUGAAAGCCAAGGGACACUGAGAUCCACUAGAAACUGAAAGGGGCAUGGAAGACUCCUCCUGCAGGGACUUCAGAGGGCCAUGGCUUUGAUUCCAGAUUUCUGGCAGCCCUAGGAAAUGACUACUAUGCAGAGCUGUGGGGCAGUGUGGCUUAUGAGAGCAACCAAGCAUGCACGAUCUUCAUUCCCCAACCAGGGAUUGAACCCAAGCCCCCUGCAGCAGAAGCAUGGAGUCUUAACCCUGGACGACCAGGGAAGCCCUGGGCCUGAGUUAUCUCUUACUGAAAAAUUUAAGAUUUGUGUAUGUGUAUUGUCACUGGGGAUUGAGCAUAAGGAUUUCAAGUCACAGAGAGACAACCACAUGGAGUAUGUAGACAACUGCAUGGUGCUGCAUGGAGCAUCAGCUGAUCAGGAUUCAGAAACUGGGUCCUGGCGUGGGCUGUGGCUAGCCCACUGUGCUGUGGCCUCCGCUUCAUUCAGAUGCUCUGCCUGGGGCUUGGUUUCCCCAACUCUACACUAGGGGCACAUCCUCAUCCAGUGCACGGAGUCCUUGUGCAGAUGAAACGGUGCCGGGAAAUAAUGGGACAUAAAUGUGCGACUGUGAGGCUUCAGCCCGCGAAGAUCUUUCAGAAGCCAGAGGACACCGUGGAAGGAACACAGAGGAGAGAAUGUUCCAUAGAAAAGAGGCUUCUCCAAACGUGAAACUCUCUGACAGGGCAGCCCUGGGGACUUAUAAUUGCCUUUGAUGAGUUAAGAACGGAUUUUAAGAGCCCCAUCGACCAGUGCAACCCUCUUCAUGCGGCCAUGACCACUGCUUCCACGUGCCUGGAAUGGAUAUAGGAAGAAGCCUCGAUGUGAGCAGAGGAAAAGGACCUCGUAUCUGCAGAGUCGGGUGGAUGCUGGCUAUCCACUCCUUGGCUCAGUGCAGCCCACGUCCCAGAGCCAGGCACCAGCCAGGCCUGUACGGAGCCUUUUCCAGAUUCUUCUGGACCAGAACUCAAAGGAUGGAGCUCAUAGUUCAUGCAGAGGGAACGGCUGAGGAACAUUGAGCGAAUAUGCUUCCUUCUGCGAAAGGUGUUCCAGUAAAGCCUGCAGAAUGGCCUGCAGCAGAGCUGGUGCUGCCAGAAUAUUCCAUCCACAGCCUCUUCUGCAUCAUGUUCCUGUGUGCUCAGGAGUGGCUCACCCUGGGGCUGAAUGUCCCUCUACUCUUCUAUCACUUCUGGAGGUAUUUCCACUGUCCAGCAGACAGCUCCGAGCUCGCCUAUGACCCACCGGUGGUCAUGAACGCAGAUACCUUGAGUUACUGUCAGAAGGAGGCAUGGUGUAAGCUGGCCUUCUAUCUCCUCUCCUUCUUCUACUACCUUUACUGGGUCCAGAAGACUCAGAAGCGCUGCAUCUAUAACUCCUUCUGGAAUAACUCAGCCCUGGAGCAUGAUCUACACUUUAGUGAGCUCUUAACUCGAAGACCACGCACUCCACAGAGACUGAGAUGGGAGAGGCCCGAGGCUGUGCAGUCCAUCCUGCUGGUGACGGGAGCAGGGACCAGUGUGGGGAUGUGACAGACAGAGAUGGGCAGAUACUCGGAAUUGGGAGCCGGAAGCAGGCAGCAGCCAGCGGCCGAGCCAGCCCGCUGUCACACGUGUUGUCGCCCUGUGUACCAGUCUUCCGCGUUCGCACCCCACACUUGGCCUGUAGAUCCCUUCUGGGCAGCAGGGGCACGUGGGGUGAUGAAACACGAAACCUCUUCUGAAGGAGAAUUGCUGCUUCCUGAAUCCCCUUUAUUGAAAGGCUCCCUGAAGUUCAUGCUGCGUUCCUGGUCUGUGGGUGUGAUGGCUGGAAGGCUGGAGGGUGCCCUCUGAGGAACUGGGUGACCCAGAGUCAAGGCUGCAUCUGUGGGACAGAUUGAAGAUCUCAAGGAUGUCAUGGACUUACCUGAGACUCUUUGCGUUUCUUCCAAGCCCUGGCCACGCCCUUCACUUCGAUGGGCGGGGCCUGGAAGGUGUGCAGACUUGCCUUGGGCUGUAACCAGCCUUGAGUCUGCAAGGGUGUCUAUUUUUCUGCUCUGCUUUGUAAGAGCCCAGUGAUGUUGGGAACUGAGUUUGGGGGCGGUAUGUUGGUAAAGAAUUAUGGUCAAAAUCAGGAGUGGGGGCUGGGAAGUGGGAAGGGGGGGAAUUGUAGGAAAAAUGAUUUUUUAAAAUACUGAUGACAUGUUCAAAGUGUUAAUUCUUUGCCACCACAAACUGUACUGUUUUGUUGCCAUCCCAAACCAUCACAGGGCCAUUGGAGGCGAGUCAAUUAAUCAACACUAGUCAAAACUACUAACUUUUAAGGCUUCCCAAACAGUCCCGAGGCCAGAAAGAGCUGGUGUGGCAGUUCUGUGCUGUGGGCAUCCGGCUGCUGAGAAGUGAGACAACAUAACUAUAGCUACAUUGAUGAUGCUGCAUCAUUCGUGCUGUUUGGUUCAACACGAGGACAUUAGUUCAUUUAGAAUUUUCCAUUCGACAUUCUCUCCUUCUUGGGUAGGAGUUGUACUCGGGGUUGUAAAUAAUGACAAGGCUGAGAUUUUUAUUAUGUUUAAAUUGGGCACCAUGAUUUUGACCUUAUUCCCCCAGCUUCCCUUCUUUUCUUGUGUUUGACAUACACAGGCUAUUUAUACAUGUACCAGCUUCCAUCUGAAGUCUGUGACUCAGGUUUAUGAAUGGUGUUUGUGUAACAUGUAUUCUGUGUUUAAAACGCUGAGAUUGCUUGAG
Messenger RNA from Bubalus bubalis (water buffalo), 3153 nucleotides. It is a transcript of the gene CNIH3, whose product is annotated as cornichon family AMPA receptor auxiliary protein 3. The record is from RefSeq and is a predicted model, not a curated record. Bases 1459 to 1962 code for a protein of 167 amino acids. The transcript has 11 exons. Lineage: Eukaryota; Metazoa; Chordata; Mammalia; Artiodactyla; Bovidae. Gene Ontology annotation, cellular component: synapse; dendrite. Gene Ontology annotation, biological process: regulation of AMPA receptor activity; vesicle-mediated transport.